Episyrphus balteatus (marmalade hoverfly) is the source of this 1690-nucleotide messenger RNA. RefSeq names its product mucin-2 (gene NC2alpha). Lineage: Eukaryota; Metazoa; Arthropoda; Insecta; Diptera; Syrphidae. Gene Ontology annotation, cellular component: negative cofactor 2 complex; nucleus. Gene Ontology annotation, molecular function: transcription coactivator activity; core promoter sequence-specific DNA binding; protein heterodimerization activity. The transcript is spliced from 3 exons. The record is from RefSeq and is a predicted model, not a curated record. The coding region runs from base 144 to 1487 and encodes 447 amino acids. Gene Ontology annotation, biological process: transcription by RNA polymerase II; negative regulation of transcription by RNA polymerase II; positive regulation of transcription by RNA polymerase II.
AUAGAGAAAGAAAAGUCAAACAACAUACAAAAUAGAGACAUGCCAUGUCAUUUUUUUUUGCCAAAAAACUAUUUUAUUUUUCACUUUAAAGGCAUUUAAUUAUCAAUAAAUUACAUAAAAAACCAGUGUUAAACAAUUAAAAAAUGCCAUCGAAAAAGAAAAAAUACAAUGCCCGAUUUCCGGCGGGACGAAUAAAGAAAAUAAUGCAAAGCGACGAGGAAAUAGGAAAAGUAGCGCAAGCAGUUCCAGUUAUUAUCUCUAGAACAUUGGAGCUCUUUGUAGAAUCAUUGCUAACAAAGACAUUGAAAAUCACCAAUUCACGCAAUGCCAAAACUCUAUCACCCUCCCAUAUGAAACAAUGCAUCAUGGCCGAGAACCGUUUUGAUUUUCUGCGUGAACUUGUUAAAAAUAUCCCAGACAUAAGUGUAGCCGAAGAAGCAGUUAGCAACGACAGUUCACCAGAAGCAACAACAAUUGAUCCAUCAGAUAUGCCCUAUGAUUUAAGUAUGCCAUCCACAAGCAACAUAAACAACAACAACAAUAGCAAUACUGAGACAUCAUUUCAAAAAUUAAAUCCAACAAAUGGAGGAGGAGGAGCUUUAUCUUUAGUACGAAAUAAUGGUGUUACCAGAAGUUGUGGCACAACUGUCAUAUCCAAUACAUUUAAAUCACAUCAACAACCUACAUUAAAUAAUGCUCUUAAUCUUGGAGUUUCUGAAGAGAACCGGGAUAAGUUAAAACGCCAGUGGGAUGUUAUUGGACGUAGUAUUAGUCAAAUACAACAAGACACAACACAACAUGCAAGCACACCACCAAAACUCCUUCGAACAGAUUCAGCUCCAGCUGGAAUAGCAAGAACUCAACACCCUUCAACAACAAUAACAUCCGCAAGAGCCCAACAGAAAAAUCAACAACAUCACGAACAACCAAAUCAACAAACACUACCAACAGAUCUCCGCCGUCUAAGACAUCAAGCUAAAUCUGUACCAGGAAAUCAUUGCACAGACAAAACAACAACAACACCAGUAGCAACAGCAGCAGAGUCUCAUACAAAUUUAAAUAAACCGCAGACACCAAAAACGGUCAUACCUGCACCAAUUGUCAGCAUUGACUUCUGCAACAAGCCAGUUAUUAAAAUAGAUUAUAGUAAUUUAGCUUUACAUACCAACAUUUCAGACGUCAACUAUUCAGAGUCACUAUCGUCGUCAUCGUCCUCACCGAUAGUGGUGGAACAACCUAAUAAGAGUUUUAUUGAUAAGGCAGUAGUCAAGAUUCAAACACCGACCAUUACAACAACACCAGAAAGUCCAGUCAUAAAUAUAGACCUAUCAAAUAUUGUAACAAGUGGAACGUUCACAACGUCAUCGCUUCAUCCCAGUGUUUUAAGCCCGGUUUCAUUACCAACAGCGUCCCCAGUUGCAUCAUCAGCAGUCACAACUAAUAAAAACUCAUAUUUAGAAUUGGACGAAGAUUAUGACAAUAUCUAAAAAUAAACCCAAAUGAGAUAUGGAUAAUAAAAUUUAACAAAAACGAAAAAAAAAAAAAAAUAAAACUUAAAAUGAUGCAUGAUCAUUUUUUUUUUCUUAGACAUAACUAAAUUAUGUAAUUGUAAUUAAAAAAGUAAGACAAAAAAAAAAAAAAACAGCCUUGUAAAAAUAUUUGAUGAAACAAUGAGUCUUUGAUGUAAUAA